AUGGCGCGAAGCCGUCAGUGCCUUUGCUUUCUCCUGGUGCUUCAGCGCCUUACAGAGACAAUCUCGAUCCCUUCUAACAGCUCAGAACACCUCGAGGCAGUGCUUCCAGCACCCCCUCGUCUUGCCAGCUUGGCAGAGACCGCGAAAGAGAUUGAGAAAAUCAAGCAGAAAAUCCAUGGUGACUACGUCACUUACAUCAACGGGAGGAAGGUUGUCGUCAUGGGCGAUUCCAGAAAGGCGGACAUUGCCAUGUGCGUCUUCAGCUCCCUCUUGGCCACUCAUCAACUGGCAUCAGCUGGCAUGUCCAUCAACGGAGCCGUGGCCACCUGUGGUUGGGGUGGCAUGAAGGAGAAGACAGAGGCUUGCGUAGCGAACAUCGGCAACACUUUGGCAACGCUGUCCGGGACCGCCGCCUUUCUCACCGAGUUGGCGUUGAACUGUCCCACCGACAACGUGGACUGGCGAGCUGGGUGCGCGGCUCCGAUUGCCACUCUUAUCAGUGGCCUGGGUGGCCUCGUUGGCCACUCCUCCGGCGUUUCGCAAGCCUGCGAUGCAGAAAAGAUUGACAAUGGUGCGACCAUCUUCAACCCUGUCAACGUGAACGAUGAGACAGGAAUGGCGAAUUGCAUCCUGAACGCUGAUCAGGCAGCAUUCUUCGCCGGUAGAGCGGGUCUCAACGUGAAUGCCUUGGCGAAUGGGGACUGCUCCGGGCGGAACUCAAAGGCGGUCGCUUGGCUGUGCUUCUCAGCAACUUGA
Molecule: messenger RNA, 756 nt
Organism: Symbiodinium sp. CCMP2456
Lineage: Eukaryota; Dinophyceae; Suessiales; Symbiodiniaceae
Source: the annotation of a GenBank genome assembly